Molecule: messenger RNA, 1127 nt
Organism: Gossypium raimondii (Peruvian cotton)
Lineage: Eukaryota; Viridiplantae; Streptophyta; Magnoliopsida; Malvales; Malvaceae
Exons: 2
Coding region: 178-876 (232 amino acids)
Source: RefSeq, a predicted model, not a curated record
AGACCCGAUCACCCCGAUGGUGGCUUGUCCGCAACAGCAAUUAAAGACCAAAAAAAGACUAGCCGUAGUUGUAAAGCAACGGAAACGAAACGGACAUUUUACUCACCAUUUUCCCUCUUAUUUCAUCUCUUGGUUUCUUCUGUCUCUAAUCUCCUCAGUUAACUCAAAAUUACAACAAUGGCUAUGGCUAUGGCAAUGGCAGAGGCUUUAUGGCUUCUCUUGUCUCCUUUUCUUUUCCUCUCUGUUUCUGCCAUUACUCAAACCAAACUAACCGAUAACCCAGCGGAUGAGUUGGUGGCUGUGCUUAAUGCCAAUAGAACGGCACACAAGUCAUCAUCCCUCGCAGACAACCCAGGCCUUGCCUGCAUUGCUUUGCAAUAUAUAAAAGCAUACCAAGGUGAUUGUGAAGCUGUAGGAGAGUCUGAUGCCAAGAAGCCUCCCGACUCCGAAUUUGCACAAACUUUUGCCCCCAACUGCGGAGUCGACGCGUCGACCCUCUCACCAAUCACCGGUCGUUUUCUAGGAUGCCAAUCCAAAUAUGUCCAGCCUUCUGAAGCGUUCUCAAUGUUGAUAAAAAAUGAAAAGAGUUUGGAAAUCCUCUACAACAAGAACCAGACAGAAAUCGGGGCUGCUGUGACUGGCACUGAUGGUGGAGCUCCCUAUUUCUGGUGUGUGCUGUUGAGCAACGGUAAGCACAACAGUAGCUUUGUUCUAGAAGACGGCGUGGCUAAAAUCAGCAGACCCGGGUGUUUCAGUGGUGCGAAUGAUGAUUGCAGCGGUGCCGAUGUCUCAUCCCCAUUUGGUCAUAAGUGGGUGUAUGCUGUUACAGCUUUCAUUGCUGUGGGAUAUGCCUUCGGAUAUGAUCAUAGCCUGUAGUGUAUGGACCACUUUUUCACUUGAUUGUUCAUUUUGAGGCCAGUUUCAGUCCAUUGCCUUAAAUAGCUUGGUCCCUUCUAGUAUUUGUUUCUGGAGGGAUUUAAUUUAUCAUUCAUUUCACAUGAGUCCACACUUUAUGCUAUUAAAUUUUCUCCUGUUUUAUGUCUAAAUUGGAAAUGGCAUUUUUUUACUGGGAAUGGUAUAUGUUGUUUAUGAUGAUUUUAUUGGCCAAAUAAUGAUUUUCAUCUCAA